CGCGCUCGGUCGGCUGGUAAGAACGCUGAUCGAAACUCUAUCAAACCAGCUGAGGGAGGGGGAGUAUUUUCAGAACUCAUUGGCGUUUUAAUACGUUAGAACGUCGUGAUAAAAGAAUCGAAAACAAACAUUCGGUGGAUUAAUCAAGAGGACAAACUAUUUUCGUAUUGACUCAAGACAUCCCAAUCGUCGUUUCUGUCCCUGCAAUGCGGUUUCGUUCAAGUUCUGACGGUUUUGGUGGGUGUGGAAACUUAUGAACAAGUUAUUGAUCGCUUGCACGGAAGGUUUUUCACUUGUCUCACGUUCAAGGUGGUGUCUUGAAGUCAGAUUGAAGAAGCUUGCGGGAACGAUUUUUCUCUGCUUUCUGAAGGAUAAGUCUAAAGUUACAAGUUCUGUCAGUGUGGGGUAUCGUCAAAUGUGAUUCGGGGUUGUUCUCCGGAGAAAUUCUUGAGUGGGAAUUCUUGUUAUGAAACAACGUUGUUUGUGUCAACAGCUGAUACGUUAGGUUGUUGUGUGGAAACACCAGCUCUUUCACAAUGGAUAACAGGGCACGGGAUUUUGCCAGGCUCAACUUCUCAAGAUCGAUCCCUCGCUUCAGCAGGUGCUCACCGACAGAGGUCGCUACCACCCUGAUGUUGAUGUCGGAGCUUGACGAGAAAGAUGCGAUUAGACUCCUAAAAUCGUCGGCUGGGAUCUAUUCAGAUCACUUUUUCUCAAUGGAGGAGUCUAUCGAGGAUGCUGUUCGGGACGUGAACCCCGACCGAGUGUUGUCCCUCAUCUCCCCAGCCAGCUACGACAUCAACUCCAAUUUUCAGCUGGCUUUGCCGCCGGACAUAUUCUUCACAGCAGUAGAUGGGGUCACGGCCAAGCCCAAGGAGUACCGCUGUGCCGCACAGAUGGUGUACCUCCUCCGCAACAUUGGAGCGCAGAUCAAUGUACAGGAUGGGAAUGGAGACACACCCUUGUUGAAGUACCUGAAGACUGGCAGCGUCCAGCCUGAUGUGGUGGAGGCCUUUCUUCGGUGUAACGCUGACGUCUACCUCUCCAACAAGGUAGGGGAAUACCCCCUGGAAGUGGUGACUGUGUGUCCGGACAUCCCCAAGUCUGUUAAAGAUGUCUUCAUGAAAUAUGUGCCUGGUAUCUGGGAGGCUGUAGAAGGAGACGAUGCCAUGAAUGUACGGAAACUCAUCAACCAGUGGUGUCGAGUCGACAUUGAGAAGAACGGGAAGAGUUUGUUGCAGCUGUCUCUGGACAUCGGGACGGAGAGCAUCAUCCGGGUCAUCAGUGGGAUCCGGCCCUCUAUGGAGUUUGCCCAUGGGGUGCUGGCUGGGGACACUCUGACGGUGAAGAAGCUGCUGUCUACCAGGAAAAAACACAUCAACCUUAACUUCAGAAACAUGGGCGACCGUGGUGCCACACCCCUUCUCUAUGCACUGGUCCAGGGCCACAGCGACAUGGUGCAAGUCUUGCAGGACCACGGAGCUCGGGUCGACCUCGGCAUGCGAGGCGAUGAGGAGACGGACAUUCCACUGUACUUUGCUGCCUUGGGUUGUGACCCUCCGAUCUCACCCAGCCUGUUGAUACAGAUCUUACCAACAGGACCCAUCAAUAUAGACAAUCUCUUCUAUAAAGGCAAGAACGUGUUGUUCCACUGUAUCGACAUGGACGUGCGGCCGGAGGUUGUCGAAGGCAUUCUCAUGAAGGGCUCAGCGUACCUCGUCACACAGAGGAUCAAGGACAACAUCACACCAAGACAAUACGCCUACCAGAUGUCCUGUGACGCCAUUGCAGAGGUCAUGGAUAAGCUUGUUCUGCGAUGGAUAUUUCAUGAAAACGGUCCCAACAGGAAGAUCCUGGCUCUCCAUGGUUACGAAUACCUGCCCAUGGCUGUGAAGGAUCUUUCCCAUACAGAAUCAGAAGAAUCCCCUGGCGACAGCUUCUUCAGAAUACUUCCAAUAUACCAGCACCGGAUUGUACAGUUCCAUGAGUCGGUGGAGGACUGUGACGUGGACGCUGUUCGCAUGUUGAUGUACUUCUCAUCACCAGACUACAACCCCGAGUUUGAGUGCUGCCUAGCAGACUCACGCACACAUGGUGAGGGACAACCUCCGCUCCACAAGGCUGUACUGCGAGGCUGCUACGAGAUAGUGGAAUUACUAGCAGAAACACUAGUAUAUGAGAAGAAGACAAGACUGGACUCCAUUAGAGAUCAGUCUUUCAGAACAGCUCUACACUAUGCAUACGCCAUGGAGAAUGGCAAGGAACUGGUGGACUUGCUGCUGGACUACGGAGCGUCAGAGUUCACCAUGGACAAGGAAGGACGGUCUCCCUUGGCCUUCAAAGAUCGCCGAGGUCAGCAUCUCAUGGAAGCUUUGUUGGACUACCAGUUACUCCAGGAUUUUACUACUCCAGAACCGGACCCAUUUGCAGUUUCAAUGCCGAUCCCCAUCAUCGGCUACCUCCUCAACUGUACGCACACCCAUCACCGCCCUGGCCAGCUCACCCACAAGCUCGCUGCACUUCCAAGUUCCACCACUCCACGCCGACGCUCACUUCCUGAUGCAAAGAUCAACAAGGUGAUCAGCAAGUCGGCCACAAUAGCCUCUCACAUCGCCAGUCUGCCCGAUACCGUGAAAGCCAAGCUGGCCACGAGAGCCUACAACAAGUGUUCCGCACUGCCCAGAGAGUACAACCCUCUGCCCACUGAUGACUUCGACAGGUACGACUUUGAAGAGGAGGGAUUCGAGACAGGGGGUGAAAAUGAUGACUUGCUUCAUGAAAGAGAAAUCAAGAAGUCCUCCUCUUGUGUUAUUCAGUGAUAAUUGGGUGCAUGAGUACUGGGCCAAGGGCAUUCCUUUAUUUUUGUUUCACAGAAUUUCUUGGUAAAAUACAUGUGAAAUGUGUUGGUUUAAGUCAGUACAUUUUAUCAUUGACUUUGACUGAAGUU
This is a messenger RNA of Haliotis rubra (blacklip abalone), 2947 nucleotides long. RefSeq lists its product as uncharacterized. Lineage: Eukaryota; Metazoa; Mollusca; Gastropoda; Lepetellida; Haliotidae. The transcript is spliced from 20 exons. Gene Ontology annotation, molecular function: protein binding. The record is from RefSeq and is a predicted model, not a curated record. Bases 537 to 2819 code for a protein of 760 amino acids.